Messenger RNA from Culex pipiens pallens (northern house mosquito), 2164 nucleotides. Its product is annotated as tudor and KH domain-containing protein-like. NCBI's taxonomy places the organism in Eukaryota, Metazoa, Arthropoda, Insecta, Diptera, Culicidae. Gene Ontology annotation, biological process: spermatogenesis. Bases 127 to 1989 code for a protein of 620 amino acids. The record is from RefSeq and is a predicted model, not a curated record. Gene Ontology annotation, molecular function: metal ion binding. The transcript has 3 exons.
UUUGUUUUGUUCCGUUCGGACGCCGUCGCCGCCGGUUUCUUUUGUGCUUUAGUGCAAGGCGCAAAGUUGCAAACUCAGCGAACCAGUUCCGCGGGAACCAUUCCAGAACCACGUGCUCGCACCACCAUGGACAGCCACCGGUCCACCGGCACCAACGGCGUCCUCGAGGGGCUCAUUCUGCGCGCCGAGGAGGUGCUCGGCAAAAUGCUGCUCAAACUGCAGCGCACCCGGAUGCCGCUGGAGGAAAAGGUCCGGAUGAUAAACGCCCUGCACGCGUUCGUUGAGCAGUGGGAGGGCGCGCUGGCGGACGUGAAGCUUCCGCCGGAACUGCAGCAGCUGGGGCAAUCGCCGCCGAGCAAGCCGAAAAGUCACGGCGAUGAGAUUAUGGACGUGAUGCAGAAGCUGGGACUGAACGGGGAUGAUGGGGGUGGGGGAGGAGGACGGCCGGUGAAGAAUGGCGGGCGGAGUGUGGUGGCCGUGCCGGUUCCGCAGGAGGAGGCCGAACCGGUCUUUGAGGUGUUGGAGCAGUCGCUGAAGGAAUACAAACCCAACCACACCGGCCGGUGCGUAAUCUCGUCCGUAAUUCCGGGUGGCCAGCGCAGCUUCUGCAUCGUGGACCGCGACCACCGGGACUGCACCAAACUGCUGGCGGCGAUGCAGCACAGUCACGGCUCCCGGCUGGCCCAACUUCCGGCCCGGCCCGGUGACGUGUUCGGGGUGUUCCUCGAGGGCACUCUGUUCCGAGCUGUGCGGAACCGGCCCCCGCUGGAGGGAUCCCGGAUGAGGACGGAUUACAUCCGGCUGUUGGACACGGGUGAGGUGUUGGCGUACGAGGAGGGCGGCGGAGGUAUGCUGUGCGAAUUGUCCGAGUAUUACCGGAAGUUGCCGGCGUUCGCAAUCCGGUGCGUGCUGGUCAACGUGCUGGACGAUCCGUUCUCGUGUGACGAUCUGAACCGGUAUCUGCGGAAGAAUCUUCACGCGUCGCAGAACUACAAGGUGGUCUCGGCCGAGGGACACAUUCUGUAUCUGCGGUUGAGCCAGCAACCGAUCACGGAGAAUCCGUUCAGCGGGGAUUUGUCCGCGGACAGUGCCACCAGCAGCCUCUCGGACAGCUCCGACUCGGAGCCAAGCUCGCUGGAGGAAACCCGAGUCAAGCCGAGAACCCCACGGUUGGUUGCACCGCCGUCCCCACAGAAGAAACCCACAACUCCCCGCUGGAACAUCUUCAAGGUGGACAAUCCGGACAAAUCGAACGGCACUCCGAUCAUCCGGCCAGCCGGAAUCCCACCGGAGAAGCCACCAACCCCCCCGAAAAAGAAGCCCGAUUCGGACGAUUACGUCGUUCCGCCGGUCGGCAGUCACCUCUACCUGGUGCCCAAGUUCAUCCGGGACGUGGACCACUUCUGGUGUCACGUCGUCGAGGGUGGCGACCGCGUCAACGCCGACCUCAUGGAGCUCGAACUGAAGCUGAACGAUGCGGAGUAUUCGCGCACCUUCCGGAAGUUCGACCGCCGGCCACCGGCCUUCGCCGAGCCGGUCUUUGCCAAGUACACGGACCGGAAGUGGUACCGGGCGGAAGUGGCCGAGUACUUUGACGAGGACAACGUGAAGGUGUUUUACGUGGAUUACGGGAACUGUGAGCUGGUGCGGACGGACGAGAUGCGCCGCUGGGACGAGCGGUUCAGCUAUCUGCCGUACCAGGCCGUGAUGUGUAGGUUGGCGGAUGUGCGGGCGGUGAGGCCGUUCCACAAGCAGGCCGUCGUCGAGAUGAACCGGGUGCUGCUGAAUCAGCGCGUGCUGGCGCAGGUUGUAGACAACGGCACCCCCUGGGAGGUGAUUCUGUACGACAAGGACGGCUUCAACGUCGCCACCGGACUGCUGCUGGCCGGGCUGGCCAAAAAGCUGUUCGAGGACGCCGCCGAGCUCGCGGAAGCGGCCCGCCUGAUAAGCGGCCAGCGGGAAACGGCAUCGUCAGUGCGGGGACGAUGAAAGUUAUUUUUUUUUGCUUUUUUCUUACAAAAUGAUUUUUUUGUUACUAGAAAAUUAAUGAAUUUUGAAAUGAUGACUACCAGAAUCAACAAAUAUUAAAUGAUAUCUAAAAUAUUUGACGAAAUGAAAUGUUCAAGAAAGUUUAGUUUAGCAAUAAAACACGCAAAUAAAACAA